This is a messenger RNA of Morchella importuna, 1470 nucleotides long. RefSeq lists its product as uncharacterized. The record is from RefSeq and is a predicted model, not a curated record. Lineage: Eukaryota; Fungi; Ascomycota; Pezizomycetes; Pezizales; Morchellaceae. Gene Ontology annotation, molecular function: aspartate kinase activity. The transcript has 8 exons. Bases 1 to 1470 code for a protein of 489 amino acids.
AUGGGUUGGGUGGUUCACAGGUUUGAUAGCUUGUGUAUCGGGAAGUUUGGUGCAGGGAUUGUGGAGGACAUCAUCAAACCAGGAGUAUUAAAUAAUCGACAGGUUGUUGUGUGUUCUGCGAUGCAGAUGGGAGGUGGCGCGGACAGAAACAUGACUCGCCAGUUAAAAUCGGCGGUCGAAGCUUCGUUAACUCACCAGUCCGAAGAGUACUUAGCACUCUUUGAGACUAUCGAAGAAGACCAUAUUCGGAUGGCCAGCGAAUUGAUAAACUCGGCGGAGAGACUGGAACAUCUCAAGGAAGAGAUCAUAGAUGAAUGUAACCUGGUUACAAGAUUGAUAGGAGCUUCGCAGAUACUUGGCCAGAUGAAUCCUAGGGCAAAGGAUAUAAUCCUUGGUGUCAGGGACCGACUAAGCUGCAUAUUGAUGACCUCGAUUCUGCAAGACCGAGGCAUUUACUGCGAGUACAUCAACCCGGAGGGGAUUGUCAACAGUUCAUACCCCGGGAAAAACGUACUAGAUCAGAAGCUUUGUGAUUUUGUCAGUGAAGAAUUAACAAAGCAAGUACAAGAAUGCGAGCGUAAAACCAUUGUGGUUACUGGGUACUUUGGUAAUAUGCAAGGCGUUACCGCUGGAAGGGACUAUGGCGACCUUACUGCAGCAACGUUGGCAGUUGGAUUAGGGGCAAAUGAAUUGAAAAUAUGGAAAGAGGUGGACGGGAUCUUCACAGCCGACCCAAAAAUAUGCUCGACCGCUCAAUUGAUACCUGUCGUAACGUCAGACGAAGCUGCAGAGAUGUUGCAGUAUGGAAUACAGAUGAUACACCCAUUUGCGAUGGAACUGGUUGCUAAGGCCAGCAUUCCGAUCAACUUUAGGAACAUUCACAACCCAAAAGGCAAUGGAACUGUCGUUUCCGACGAUGUCGCUGCUAGUUUUGGGAAUAAGCUUCAAAAAAUCCUCCCAAAAGCACCGACAGCUAUCACCAUCAAGGCCGGCAUUGCUGUGCUUAGCAUCAACUCGAAGAAAAGGCACAUAUCAUGUGGAUUUUUCGCCACUGUGUUCUCAAUUUUGAACAAACACGGCCUCAUGGUAGACCUUAUUUCUACCUCAGAAACGCAUGUCUCGGUGGCCCUAGGCUCGAAAUUUACUGAGGAACGUUUGAGGGAGGCGAUCAAAGAGCUCAAGCAACACGGAAAUGUCGAAUUAACCAGGCACCUUGCGAUUGUCUCCUUAAUUGGCAGACAGAUGAAGCGUCUCGUUGGCGUUGCUAGUUGCAUGUUUUCUACAUUGGCAAAGGAGGGUGUGAAUGUUGAGAUGAUCUCACAGGGAGCAAGCGAAAUCAAUAUUUCCUGCGUGAUCAAGUUGGAAGACGCUGUUCGUGCCAUGAGCGUCUUGCAUACUAAGUUAUUCUUGCAUAAGAUGGAUUUCGGGCCAAGUGCAAGUCAGAAAUGCGCUAUCAACUACGAUUCUUAG